AUGAAUGCAAUAAGAGAAAUUGCUACAUCGCUCAAGCCAGACGAUGUGCUUCUCAUUUCUGGAGAUUUCAACUUGCCGAACUUAGUUUGGUUUGUCGAUGAAACUAUUGAUCCAGAUAUUGCCAUUGCCAUCAACCCAACGAGUAGAAAAGAAAUAGUCGUUCUCGAUACGUGCUAUGAAAUGGGCUUAUAUCAAAUCAAUAAACAAUACAAUCAGAAUGGUCAUAUGUUGGAUUUGAUAUGGACGAAUGAGAUUGAUGUUUUCUCGUGCAAUGCUAGCGAGGAUCAUUUGAUGAAUGUUGAGUCACAUCAUCCAUCGUUUGAAAUCAAUAUUCAUGAAUACAUUCAACAUCAGCCAAAGUCAAAUAAUAUUUUCUUUGAUUACAAGAACGCUGAAUACGUUGAAAUAAAUGAUCAACUUGUGGAAAAGAAUUGGGAUUCCAUUUUAAAUAGGCCAUCUCUUGAAGAAAAACUUGAUUCAUUUUAUUAUGAAAUUAGCAAUGUCGUUUCGUCGAAUAUCAAUAGAAAAAACAGAAGCGAUGAAUUGCCAGCAGAAAUGGAGUACAAUGGUAACAAGGCCGAAGAUCGACAGCAAAUUGUCGAAAUGUUUGCCACUCACUUUUCAACUGCUUACAGUCAACACAAUGAAGAAAAUAAAUACGACAUUAGUGACGCAGUGAGAUUGCAAAACAUUUGUGCAGCGAUUCCAGAAAUUAACAUCACAGACGAUUUAGUAAGCGAGAAAAUUUCAGAAUUGCCAUUAGAUCUUGUCUCUGGUCCAGAUGGUAUUCCAAAUAUAUUCAUUAAGAAUUGUUUACCAUCACUAUUAUAUCCAAUAACAAUUUUGCUGAGAGAGUCACUUCAAUCAAAUUGUAUACCGCAGAUAUGGAAAACAUCAUUCGUGCGACCAGUUUAUAAAAGUGGUAACAGAAACAAAGUAGAAAAUUAUCGUGGAGUCGCUUUGCAAUGCAUAAUUUCAAAAUUACUCGAUUCAAUUGUAACAAGUCACAUUAACAACUAUUUAAAGACGAUCAUCGACGACAGCCAGCAUGGAUUCAUCAAAGGGAGAUCAACUGUUACAAAUUUGGCAGAACUCACAUCGAAAGCGCUAAAUAAUAUUGGAAACGGCUAUCAAACCGACAGCAUCUAUUUGGACAUCGCUAAAGCUUUUGAUUCAGUAAGCGUAAAACUAUUAAUUAAAAAGCUAGACAUCAUGGGUGACAUUACAGCUCCGGGUGGUGAUAUUCUAUCCAAAGGCAAAGAACUGAUUUUCAUGAAAUUCGGAUUGGGAGGCAAAUAG
Contarinia nasturtii (swede midge) is the source of this 1299-nucleotide messenger RNA. RefSeq lists its product as uncharacterized. The transcript is spliced from 3 exons. The coding region runs from base 1 to 1299 and encodes 432 amino acids. The record is from RefSeq and is a predicted model, not a curated record. Lineage: Eukaryota; Metazoa; Arthropoda; Insecta; Diptera; Cecidomyiidae.